GCCAUUGCUCCACUUUCAUGAGAUGUCAACAAAAAGACAAUAAUACGACGUCGUUUGCAUUUCUCCACCGACGGUUCUUCGUCUACCUUCGUACACUCUGAAUUUAACGCAAUUCCCAGUAGUAAUAGUUCUUCCUCAAAGAGAAAGAGAGAGAAUGGGAUUCCCGGAGCUUCCUCAGAACAACUCGCCGCCGUCCAUGGAGAAACAAUCUCCGGCGAGGUUGAAAAUUAACUCCUCCAUUCUCUUCCUCGUCGCCACUUCUAUAAUUAUUCUCACAAUUUGGAUUCUUAGUUCUUCUUUCGACCCCAUUAACAACUUCCUAGCCGGAAUCCACUUUUCAAAUAAUCCCGAUAACUGCUCCUACCCUGUCAUUGCCAACGACCCGAUUCACGACCCAUCAUUCUACGACGACGACCCGGAUUUAUCCUACUCCAUCGGAGGCCAAUCAGUUGUUAAGAACUGGGAUUUGAAAAGGCAAGAAUGGCUACAACUCAACCCUUCGUUCGCUCCGGGUCGCGUCGUAAUGGUAACCGGGUCACAACCCGGCCCAUGUAAAAACCCGAUCGGCGACCAUUUCCUACUCCGGUUCUUCAAAAACAAGGUGGAUUACUGCCGAAUCCAUGGCUAUGAUAUCUUUUACAACAAUAAUCUCCUCCACCCAAAGAUGAAUUCUUACUGGGCAAAAUUACCAGCGAUCCGAUCCGCAAUGUUGGCUCACCCAGAAGCCGAGUGGAUAUGGUGGGUUGACUCAGACGCCGCCAUAACCGAUAUGGAUUUCAAACUCCCUCUUAACCGUUAUAAAGAUCAUAACCUUGUUGUUCACGGCUGGGCUAAUUUAAUUUACGAAAAACGAAGCUGGACGAGUUUAAACGCCGGCGUUCUACUCAUCCGUAAUUGUCAAUGGUCGAUUGAUUUAAUCGAAGUUUGGGCAGCGAUGGGUCCACAAAACGCUGAUUAUGACAAAUGGGGAAGAAUCCUACGGUCGACGUUACCUGAUAAAAUGUUUCCAGAAUCGGACGAUCAAUCGGGUUUAGUUUAUCUGAUUCUAAAAGGGGAAAAGAAAUGGACGGACAAGAUUUAUUUGGAAGGGGGGUAUUAUUUUGAAGGUUAUUGGUUAGAGAUUGUGGGGACGUUGGACGAGAUUAACCGGAUAUAUUUUGAAGGCGAUGUGUUGUUGCGACGGCGGCGGCGGUCGGAGAAGAUGGCACAUACGUAUAAUGAGACGGCGAUGAGAGAACUACGGCGACGGCGACCGUUUGUAACGCAUUUCACCGGUUGUCAGCCGUGUAGCGGUGAUCAUAAUGGGAAUUAUUCUGGAGCGAGUUGUUGGGAUGGUAUGCAAAAGGCACUUAAUUUUGCGGAUAAUCAGGUUAUCAGGAGUUAUGGUUUUGUGCAUCCGGAUCUACUGAACUCAUCCUAUGUCUCUCCAUCCACCGUUGGUUAAGGACAAGGUGUAAAAUCAAAAUAAUUCAUGAUUGUAAUUUUUGUUGGUG
Messenger RNA from Impatiens glandulifera, 1493 nucleotides. RefSeq names its product putative glycosyltransferase 7. NCBI's taxonomy places the organism in Eukaryota, Viridiplantae, Streptophyta, Magnoliopsida, Ericales, Balsaminaceae. Gene Ontology annotation, cellular component: trans-Golgi network; membrane; endosome. The record is from RefSeq and is a predicted model, not a curated record. The transcript has a single exon. Gene Ontology annotation, molecular function: galactosyltransferase activity. Bases 155 to 1444 code for a protein of 429 amino acids.